This is a messenger RNA of Sesamum indicum (sesame), 1658 nucleotides long. Its product is annotated as serine/threonine-protein kinase PBL35. The record is from RefSeq and is a predicted model, not a curated record. Gene Ontology annotation, biological process: protein phosphorylation. Lineage: Eukaryota; Viridiplantae; Streptophyta; Magnoliopsida; Lamiales; Pedaliaceae. Gene Ontology annotation, molecular function: protein kinase activity; ATP binding.
CUCUCACACACAACACAGAGAGAGAGAGAGAGAAUUUUUGGCUCUUUAUCCUCCUCUCUUUCUUGCCACUCUCACUCAUAUGCUUCCUCAAGCAUGGUAAAUAAGUGUGCUUUCUUUGUUUUCAUGUGCUCUCUCAGCAAAAGUGAGAGCCCAUGAAAUGAAACAAGUGUGAUCUUUCAAGAGAGGCAAUGGAGAAUAAGUGUGGGUGUUGGGCUGUUCUCAGGCGCGGUGUAAGAGGCGCCUGCAAAAGCUCUGAUUCAAGAAACUCCGCCAAUAGCAUCCCCAGAAGCAGUCUUGUUUAUGAUGCUGCUACUGAGACUCGAUACCUUAACGCCAGCAACCGGGAAAUGUGUGCUCCAGAUGAAGCUCAAAACUCAUCUGAAGUUCCCAAUUCAGAUCCACUACCCUUAGAGAAGAAAGCGCCACACCAACUGCUCCAAUUUAGUUUUCAGGAGCUAAAAGCGGCCACCGGAAAUUUUAGGCCUGAUAGCAUUCUUGGGGAGGGUGGUUUCGGAUAUGUUUUUAAAGGGUGGAUAGAGGAGAAUGGGACGGCACCGGCGAAGCCCGGUUCAGGAAUAACAGUUGCAGUCAAGAGUUUGAAGCCCGAUGGUCUUCAAGGCCAUAGAGAAUGGGUGGCAGAGGUAGAUUUUCUUGGACAGCUUCAUCAUCCUAAUCUCGUUAAGCUUAUUGGAUAUUGCAUUGAAGAUGAUCAAAGGUUACUUGUCUAUGAAUUCAUGACUCGUGGAAGCCUCGAAAAUCAUCUAUUUAGGAGGACCAUACCUCUUCCAUGGUCAAACAGGAUCAAAAUUGCACUUGGAGCAGCCAAAGGCCUAGCCUUCCUCCAUAGUGGUCCGGAACCUGUCAUUUACAGAGACUUCAAGACAUCAAACAUUUUGCUUGAUUCGGAAUAUAAUGCAAAGCUUUCUGAUUUCGGUUUGGCAAAAGCUGGUCCACAAGGAGACAAAACUCAUGUUUCUACAAGGGUUGUUGGAACAUAUGGCUAUGCUGCACCCGAAUAUGUUAUGACAGGACACUUGACUUCAAAAAGUGAUGUUUAUAGCUUUGGGGUUGUGCUCUUGGAAAUAUUAACCGGCAGAAGGUCGAUGGACAAAAAAAGGCCCAGCGGAGAACAAAAUCUUGUUACGUGGGCACGUCCAUAUUUAUCCGACAAGCGAAAGGUUUAUCAGCUUGUCGACCCUCGCCUGGAACUGAAUUACUCAAUCAAAGGUGUACAGAAGGUGUCUCAAUUAGCUCACAAUUGCCUGAGCCGGGAUACUAAAUCCCGCCCAUCCAUGGAUGAAGUUGUGAAAGUUCUGACACCAUUGCAAGAACUCAAUGACCUCGCCAUACUAUCUUACCACCACAGCCGUUUUUCUCAAGCAGGCAGGCGCAAGAAGAAACCAGAUGGCAUGCAUCAACUCAACAGUAACCAGUCUAAGAGUAUAAGAGAUUCCCCACUAAUAUCCAGUAAAAGCCAUUGUAAAUAAGGAAUGCUGUUUCCUUCUUCUAACCUUGCUCGUUUCUUGAAGUGAUAACAGUUGGAAGAUACCAGCUCCGGAGAUAUGUUAAGUUGCGUUUAUAUAUAAUAGCUGCCGGUGUUUGUGGUGUAAGAGUUUUCUGAAUGCUUUUAGUGUGAAAAAUUUCUGAGCACGACGUAA